UGGAGCGUGCAGCAUGCAGCGCAGUACACAGUCAGAUCUCUGGAGCAGAGGCAUGAUUAGCAGCACAACAAGGAAUCCAAUGGAAACACAGGAUGACUGAUGCUUACUUUUUCUGAAACAGUCAGCAGGAAACCUUUGACAGAGCAAGGAUGAGUUAGCAGCCCAUGACUGCACUGCUGGAAGCGGGAGCUUGUUCUAGUGAAUCAGCAUCAAUUACACAACAACAUUAUCUUCAGCAAAAUACUGCUGGAGGAACCUGCCUGGAUCUUAGCAGAACCUCAGUACAUCCUGUUGAUCAUGCGGCAGACCAAACAGCCCAACUUCAUGCUGAUGGUGCUUGGAUACCUAAUACCUGUCAUUUGGGGUUUUCCAUUUGGACCGGUUCUUGAUGUGGAUGUCACCCCCAGGACAACUGUACAUGUCAAAGGGCUGCUGGGUUGUAAUCAUUUCCGUGGAGCUGCAGUGAACUACAGUUCUCUGUUACUGGAGGACGGACCAGGGUUGUUGUAUGUUGGGGCCAGAGAGGCCAUUUACAAGCUGGACACCUCUAACAUCUCUGACACCAGUAUCUCUCUUUCUCUUGAAUGGGCAGCGUCUGCAGAACAGAAGAGGCAGUGCCUGAGCAAAGGAAAGAACAAUCAGACUGAAUGCUACAAUCAUGUGCGGUUCCUGGACAGAUACAAUGACACUCACCUGUACACCUGCGGGACGCAUGCCUUCAGACCACGCUGUGCUUACAUAGAUGUGGCACGCUUUACCUUUGUGCGUUUUGAGGAAGGAAAGGAGAAAUGUCCUUACGACCCUACAAAGGGCUACACUGGAUUCAUAAUAGAUGGUGAGAUGUACUCUGCCUCCCAGUAUGAGUUUCGUAACAUCUCUGAUAUACGACGCAACUUUCCCUUCCCCAACUUGCGGAUGGACGAUUCCCCAACAAGAUGGCUGCUGGAGUCAGAUUUUGUCGGCUCAGCGUUACUCAGAGAGAGCAUCAACAGCUCCAUCGGGGAUGAUGACAAACUCUACUUCUUCUUCACGGAGAGGAACACAGAACCGACAGCUUACUCCAGCCAGACCAAAGUGGCCAGGGUGGCCCGUGUGUGUAAGGGGGACAUUGGAGGGCAGAGGUCUCUUCAGAGGAAGUGGAUGUCCUUUCUCAAGGCCAGACUGGUGUGCGCCAUUCCUGAUUAUGAGCUUUAUUUCAACGUGCUACGCAGCGUUUUUGUCGUCGAGGGAAGCAGCGUACAUGACAGUGUCUUGUAUGGUGUUUUUGGACUUGAGUGGAGAAAUGUUAAGAUGUCUGCAGUGUGUCAGUACUCAUUCAGAGAUGUCCAGACAGCUUUUGAUGGGCCUUACAUGGAACUACAGGACACCAAAUGGAGGGAAUACACUGGGGAAGUUCCAAAACCGAGGCCUGGCUCGUGUAUAACUGAUCAACAUCGGGCCCUGCUCAUAAAUUCCUCCCGGGAUCUCCCUGACAACGUACUGAAUUUCACUCUGAGACAUGCUUUAAUGUCCAGACAGAUCCAGCCAGUGGGAGGACGUCCUGUGUUGCUCCAGAGGAGUGCAGACUACACUAAGAUUGCUGUAAAACAGGUUGUGGAUAUGGAUGGACGUGUCUAUGACAUGCUCUUCAUUGGAACAGAUGAGGGCUGGUUACACAGGGCUGUGAAGAUCGGAGACCAUGUUCACAUCAUCGAAGAGCUUCAGCUUUUCGAGGAGAAACAACCAAUCAAUAACAUGGUGAUAUCACAAAAACAGAACAGCAUCUAUGUGAGCGCCGCUUCUGGAGUGGUGCAAGUACCCCUGUCAUCCUGUGAGCGCUACACCUCCUGUUAUGACUGUGUGUUUGCACGAGAUCCAUUCUGUGGCUGGGAUGGUAGAGCGUGUGCUGAAAUAGCAGCCUAUGCUAACAGGUCCAGUCUCAUCCAGGACGUCCAGAUGGGAAGCAGAGGCUGUACUAACAUUACAAGCGAUGGUUUCGUCAUGCACCGGACUCGUGCAGUGAUGGCAGGAGAUGAUGUACUGUUACAGUGUGAGAUCCGUUCUAACCUGGCCACACCUCACUGGACGCUGAAUGGUCAGGAGCUGGAAGGUUACGGCGUAGACUUCGGCUACCGCACCGGCACUGACGGCCUCCUCAUCAUUGGCGCUCAAAACCAGCAAAGUGGACACUACCGCUGUUACACAGUAGAGAAUGGCGUCUGGGUUCCUGUUCGCAGCUAUAUGGUACGAGUCCAACCCGUUCCGCCCCCCGCAUCGCAUCUCUCAGGAAGCCCGACGGCUUUACCUGAAAGUUUCUUUACCACCACAACUGCGCCAACUCCGAGUCCUUCCAGCGUUCCUGUGGAGCAGCUUCUGUCACCUCCACCGGCCCUGUUGCCUUCUAGACCGGAGUUCCAGACCUACAGGCACAUGGAGGCCAUGUAUAUCUCUCUGGUGGCUGUUCUUGGCGGGCUUUGUCUGGUUCUAACGGUGGUCCUCCUGUACGUUAGCUUCUGUGCACGCAACUCUCCCAAUGCCAGAAAGUACUCCCAGCAAGCUCUGUCCAUAACCACAGCAACUGAAAGAAAGAGGAGCUCGCACUUUGAGCUCAAAACCAUCUCCAGCCACUGCAAUGGCAGAGUGGAGGGGCGUAGCAGAGUAAUGUCAAGAGACGGAGAGUUUCUACAGAUCGUUUCAGCGGACAUCCAGACCACGCCUAGUAAGGAACCUCCGCCAGCGCCGCCACUUCCUAUGCCGCCGCCCCUGCCUGCAUCGGAGUACGCCAACGGACUGUCAGCCACGUUGCCCAGCGUGCUGAGAAAGAUGAACGGGAAUAGUUACGUACUCUUGAGUCAGACAGACACGGAAAUGACGUCUCCGCUUUACCACUCUUUCACCGAGGAGCUCAACAAGAUUCUAGAAAAGAGGAAACACACACAGUUGGACAUCCAACCAGAUGAGAGCUCAGUGUAGCAUGAUCUUGCACCACUGCUAUAUCGCCCCCUUGUGGUGUGGAGGCUUACAUUUUGUAUAAGAGUAUUGUUGUGACGUUCUUUGUGAUCUCGAUAUACAACUUCAACUUAUUUGGCUUGGCGCCUUUGAGAAUCAUCUUGUGAAAAUAUAUUUAUGAAAAUAUUG
This is a messenger RNA of Sinocyclocheilus grahami, 3117 nucleotides long. It is a transcript of the gene sema4gb, whose product is annotated as sema domain, immunoglobulin domain (Ig), transmembrane domain (TM) and short cytoplasmic domain, (semaphorin) 4Gb. Lineage: Eukaryota; Metazoa; Chordata; Actinopteri; Cypriniformes; Cyprinidae. Bases 298 to 2952 code for a protein of 884 amino acids. The transcript has 15 exons. Gene Ontology annotation, biological process: negative chemotaxis; positive regulation of cell migration; semaphorin-plexin signaling pathway. Gene Ontology annotation, cellular component: plasma membrane. The record is from RefSeq and is a predicted model, not a curated record. Gene Ontology annotation, molecular function: chemorepellent activity; semaphorin receptor binding.